AUGGACGUUUGAGAUAGAAAUAGAUAUUGGAAGUAUCAUAGGACUUAGAAUGAGGCUUUAAGGGUUGAGUAGUGCAUUGGGAUGAUGGCCAGAUUCGAUUGGAGUUGGAUGAUACUUAGAAAGAGGAUUAUGCAUGUAGAAGAGGACCUUAGUGUUGUCACAAUAAAGAUUUCGACUUAAGAUUAAAACAAAAAUUGAUAUGCGUCCAUUGCAACCCUUGGACAGCUUUGUAGCCGUCUCUUGUGGUUCCUAGGGAAAAUAUUUCCAUUACAUAACUGUUUUGACCGUUUGUAAACUAAUUGGAAACUGGUAUUUAAUUGAAGACAUUGUGAGAAAAUAUUUUUAAAUCAAUGGAAAAUGUUGAAUUUGACUUGUGAAAGAGACAGAAUAGAGGAGUAGACUAAAGUAUGUUUCCUCUUGGAGUACACAGUGAAUGACUAAGACAUGGGACAAGUAGCAGUCUGUCUGUUUCAAGAGUUGCUGGGCUCCACCAAGAGACUCAACAUCAACUACCAAGACUCAGACGGCUUCUCAGCGCUGCACCAUGCCGCACUGACGGGCACCACGGAGCUCCUGUCUCUGCUGCUGGAGGCCCAGGCCACGGUGGAUAUCAAGGACAUCAACGGCAUGCGUCCCCUGCACUACGCAGCAUGGCAGGGUAAAGCGGACUCUGUCUUACUGUUGCUGAGAGCUGGAGCUUCAGUCAACUCCCCUUCCCAUGAUGGACAGAUACCGUUACAUCUCUCUGCUCAGUAUGGACACUAUGAGGUGUCUGAGAUGUUGCUGCAGCACCAGUCUAAUCCCUGUCUGAUGAACAAGGCGAAGAAGACUCCUCUAGAUCUGGCCUGCGAGUUCGGCAGACUGAAGGUGGCUCAGUUGCUGUUGAGCAGUAACAUGGUGGCAGUGCUGUUAGAAGGGGAGGGAGGGCAGGACAGCCUCGACUCACCAUCUACCACUCCCCUCCACCUGGCAGCCAGGAAUGGACACAAAGACAUCAUCAAGUUGCUGCUCAAAGCCGGCAUUGACAUCAACAGAGCCACCAAAGCAGGGACGUCUCUGCACGAGGCUGCCCUCUAUGGCAAAACUGAAGUCGUGAGGCUGCUGCUUGAUGCGGGCAUCAAUGUGAACAUGCGCAACACGUACAACCAGACAGCUUUGGACAUCGUCAACCAGUUCACCACCUCCACAGCCAGCCGGGAAAUCAAACAGCUGCUGAGAGAGGCAUCAAGCUCUCUUCAGGUCAGAGCAGUGAAGGACUAUUGGAACCUCCACGACCCCACAGCUCUUAAUCUCCGGGCUGGAGAACUUGUUAUGGUCCUGGAGCAGCACUCAGACGGCCGCUGGAAAGGUCACAUCCAUGACACCCAGCGGGGGACGGACCGGGUGGGCUUCUUCCCCCCUUCAGUGGUGGAGGUCCUCAGCAGACGAGCAGGGGGCACCCUCUCCCGCCAAGCCUCAAUGCCUUGCAAACGACAACACUUUGCAUCCAGAGCUCCUCCCUCAAGCCACGGCCCCGGCCCUCAGAAUGACGACUCAUAUACCCUUGGCUAUGAUCCCACAGGUGCUCCACCUGACAGUCAGCUCUCAGCCCCAGCUAGUCCUGCUAGCCCCACUCAGGACAUUUGGGUCCUCAGGAGCUCUCCCACUGGUGACAGGAACAGUGUUGGCAGUGCUGGCAGUGUGGGCAGCAGCCGCAGCGCUGGUAGCGGCCAGAGCUCAGAGAGUAGCCACAAACAGAAUGGGACUCGCCACAAUACUGAAACUGGCAAGCUGGGUCCCUCUGCUGGUGAAUCAGGAGACCAUCUCCACAUUGCAGCAGCAGACCACAGCAAACAGGCAGACGGAACCACAGGUGGUUCCCGUCGGCAGGUCAACGGCACUCCUCAGAAAGGCUUCAUGAGACCAGAACAUCUUAUGGAGGGCAAGGCACUUCUUGAGACCAUCUAUACCAGUGGUCUGUUGUGUGAGUUACCAGUUGGGCAGUACAACAUUCCAACUUUAUCCAAACUGCAGGGGUAUUGUAUGUACCCACCCAUCAGGCAGGAUGACCUGAUCUCCUCUCUUGCUGUUGAUUCACUGGCUGCUUACAUGUGUUUUACUCAUCAGGACCUGACAGCCAUCGGAGUGACCAAACCAGGCCACCGAAAGAAGAUCUCAAUGGAGAUUAGCAAGCUGAGCAUCCCAGAGUGGCUGCCUGAUUACAUUCCUUCGGACCUUGGGGAGUGGUUGAGUGUGAUUGGACUGCCUCAGUACCAGAAGAGAUUGUGUGACAAUGGCUACGACUCCAUCACUAUUGUCAAAGACAUCACCUGGGAGGACCUGCAGGAGAUAGGCAUCACCAAACUGGGCCAUCAGAAGAAGCUCAUGUUAGCAGUGAAAAGACUUUGUGACCUGCAGCGCUCUCGUAACCAUGCCGACAGAGCUGGAGGCGGGACUCUCCGACGGAAGCCCCCUGCCGCCCUGGAGCUCGUGGCCAUCGAACACACGCCAACACACAACGUGCAUGCUCACACUCGCUCUGACAUUCCUUCUGACGACUGCUGCCCCUCCCCACGCACCCCAAGGACCCUCCUCUCCUUCCAGGACAGCGAGUUGAGCGCUGAGCUGCAGAGCGCCAUGAUGGGCAGGGCGGGAGGAGCUGCCGAGGCGCUUGGCAUCAGGGGCGUAACACCUGUGACAGCCAUGUCAGUCAGUCAGGAGAGCAUUAGCGUGAGAUCGCGGGGAUCAGGGAACUCUGGGAAUUCUGGAAAUUCAAAUUCGGGAUAUUCUCACGACCACCAAGCCGCGCCGUCUUCGACCAGGACUUCCAGCCGGUCAGAGGAGAGUCUGGGGAGUGGUGUGGCGGAGGAGGCCAAGCGUGGAGGAAGCAGUCCUGGAGGCAGAGGUAGACAGAGACCCACAGAGAUGUGGGAGCCGCAGAGUCGGUCUGCUACCCCCAACAAACUCCCCUUCUCCCCCCUAACACCUCCGCUAACCCCCAGCAAGAUGCCUCGCUUUGCUUACCCAGCUGUCCCACCCAAGGCCAAACACAUGCAGCAGUCCCCUAACCGCCUGUAUCAGCCUCAGCACCACCCGCCCUCCUCCCCUUCCUCUCCAUCCCCACAGCCUUCCCCCACACAGAAGGCCUUCAGUUACCUCAGCGCCCAGGCAGGAGGGGUCAACGGGGCUCCAUGGGGGCUCUCCAAGCCUCUGCCUGGUGCGGUCCCUCUGCUGGGACCCCGGCCUGGACAGGGCCCAGCUGUCGAAGCCCAAAAGGGCCUGCACAAGAAGCGUGCCCAAAGCCUGACUCGCUACGCUCUGUCCGACGGCGAACCGGAUGAAGACGAUGACCUCACUCCCCCCAGCACCUCUUCUUCCUCCAUGGCCAUGCCCUCCUACGCCACCCUGUCGCGCAGGCCGGGACGCGGGCACACAAGCGCCACAGGGGCCCAACGCCACAUCAACCGCAGCCACUCGUUUGCUGUGCGAUCCCGACGCAAGGGCCCGCCCCCACCACCUCCCAAGAGGAUGAGCUCGGUGAGUGGCAGCCCAGUACGCCAGCCGGGAAACGGAAAAGUGGUGGAGCCAGAAGUGAAGGGAGGGGUGGAGACGGAGAGCACGGGCAGUGUGAGGAGCAUCACAGCCAGACUAGAGGGAGGCAGCAGCAGCAGUCCAUCCAGGAGGAUCGAUAUACCACCAACUCACGUCCAUGUUUCACCUGUUUUCAGCCCCAUUUCCUCCCCGAUUCCACAUGGGAUGACUCCUCACGUCAUCAUACAGCACUCCAAACCCGUCCCUGCUCUGGGCCUGGCGGGCUUGAGGAGGACAGGAAGCGAGAGGACAGAAGUGGACACUGACAGACAGAGAGGUGGAGGCGCAGAAGGAACUCUCGAAGAGAAAGCAAGAAGAACAUCAAAGAGCGUUACUGCAUCUCCAAAGCACAGCGCCGACCACCUCCCUUUCGCUGAGGAGGGCAACCUCACUAUCAAACAGCGGCCCAGGAUCGCAGUUGUCCCCCGAACGGACACUGAAGUCAAGGCUCCUCCAGAGGGUCCAGUCCAGACCCCAAACAGCCUGGAGCUCCCGGAGUUCAACCUGAAAGAGUCUGACACGGUGAAAAGACGGCACAAACCCAAAGAGUCGUCGACACCUGAGGAGGCUACCACCCCCAACAGAGACGACAGCCCACAAACCAACAGCCUCCACACACGUAAUGAGGGCAGUACGCUGAGCGACGAUGAAUCUCAGCGGCCGGGGAAUGUGUUCCAGAGAGUGGGCUCCAUGGGAAAAGGCCCGAAGCCUCCGGUGUCCUCGAAACCCUGCAGUCCUCUCAAACAACCCCCUCACAGCAAACCGACAACCCCCCAGAAAACAAUGUCUUCAGGUCAAGCCGGUGCACAAACAGCCAUUCCCAAACUAACCAGCGUACAGAUUCACACAGUCUCCCCGAAGCUUGGUGGCAGCAUACACACACAGACAUGUAUACCCAGCCCCAAACCUGUCAAACACCCACAGACGUCCAAGCCAGAGAGUCCACAGAAAACUGCUGGUUUGUCUGUAUCAAGACUCCCUCAGCCCGGCACGGCCUCGGCAUCAACGGCAGGACCCAACCUCACCGUGGUCCAGAGUGUCGCGUUUGCUGCUCCAUCCUCUCCGGCUCCUUACCCUUCGCCCCCCACCUCGGCACCACUGUGUCAGGCAGGGAAAGCGGGGACCCCCCUGGUUGGCGUAGCCGGUCUGGAGGUGUUGGCUCAGAAGAGGCUGGAGCAAACCAGUACGUCACUGGAGGCUGCUCUCAAAGUGGUGGAGAACAAACUGGCGCAGGGCAGCAGCGUGGACGGUGGCAGCAGCACAGUGAAGGCAGCAGGAAACAUUCUGGAUGACAUCGGCAACAUGUUUGAUGACCUUGCUGACCAGCUGGACGCUAUGUUGGAGUGACAUCCUGAAACUCACAUGGACAGAGUUCCUCUCUUAAGACAGAGCGACAGACAAAAACAAAUGGAGAGAAGCCAGCGAACAGGAGAGAUGAACCUUUGAUGUCGGUAAGAACAGAGACAGCGGAGGCCUCCACCUCCUCUGGACUCUGGAUGACUCAGUAAGUGCACAUUUGAGGAUUUCCUGCACAACUUUUCCUCAAUAUUGCCCAGUUUAUCAACGCGAGCACUUCGCCUUAGGACACACACCUGGGAAUGUUAUUGGAGCAACAACAAACAGCAGCUGCCAGAUGUCUCUGUGUGUGUUCAGCAUAUUAUCACUAAAGGGAAUGAGGGUCCAUUUUGUUCAUGUUACCUGUAAAUGUAUAGACAAGUCUAUGGUGGCACUGUGUACGUGUGUAGUCAGAUAUCUUUAUACUGAGUAUAUUUAUACUUCUAUGUUUGUUUUUUAACAAAUGGAGUUCUUAUUGACUGGUGGAAUCAUUCUAGUGUAUAUUAGCAUUACUGUUAUAUAUUUUGCUGCUUAUUGUCUAUAACGAGGGGAAAAUAUUGUUUAUUGUAUUAAAAGCAGCAUAUUCCAUAUGUACUGUAUGUACUAGAUCUGAUUUUACAUGUUUUUACCAAAGUCUUUUAUCCUCUUCAGGAGGCACAUUAAGGGGUAACAUCCUUUCUUUAAAGCAUUAUUGAGCUCAGACCACCUCCCACUCACAGUUUGGAGGGUUUUACAGCUCGCCUCAGGGUGCUAUGAAGUGAAUUUAAUGUAAGGGUGCCGUUUCCAAAGAAUGGGAGAUGCUUUUGAACAUUUCAACCGUGGUCUAUUACAAAGCAUUUCAAGUAGGGUCGUUCUGAAAGAGCCUAGUUCAUUAUUUUAAAGUGACUGAACACUGGAAGAGAUUAGUCUGUAUAGAGGAGUCUGGAGACUGCCACUGGAACAAGAUGUUUGUUUAAUAAGAAUCAAUUAAUAGAUUAACAUUUUUAAAAUGCUUUUGUAAAUCUAUGAAUUAAAAUAACAUUUAAACAACACAUUAUAAAAGUCAAAGUAAAACCCAAGCUCGGUUCGCAGUGUGUGUGCGCAGUGUGUGUGUGCAGUGUGUGUGUGCGCUGUGAAUCCCUGCGUAGUGUGCAUGCUGAAGCCCUCAGUUUAAACAUUUCCAUUCUGUUAUUGCUUGCGAAGACGUGUGAGCAGUGUGUCCCCUAAAAGGAGCUCUGAUUGGCUACACUUCGGCCAACAUAUACCAGCUGGCCAGUCAGAGAUCCAGCUGUUGGUUGGACUCGCUGCUUACAUGUCUGUAAUUAAAAGAGUCGUCUUUAAACUGAUGCAAUAAUUAAAUUAAAAUUGUAACUGUCAUUUUUUAUAUAAUAUUAUUGGUAAUUUAGAGACAGAAUUAGAGAAAAUAGAAUUAUUGUCUUUUUAUUCUAUAAGUUUUACAAAACAUCAGUUAAGUUAUUGCGGCACACUCCAGACUCCGUAGAGCAACAGGGACCUCCCGCUAAUUUUGGGGUUAACUCUGGCUUUGUCCCUUUUUUUACGUAAUUGAAUAAUAACUUUUUACUGUUGUAAUGAAUUACUUUGAAUGAAUUGGCCAACAGUUUCAUUCUGUCUCAUUGAAUAUGUGAUAAAACCCAGCGUCUUCCACGUGCACAAGUUGGAUCAAUAAACCCAGAGUGAACAGGAGAGUUGUUCAGGAUCGUCAGUGUUACAGCCGGUUUCUGUUUCAAAGGGACUGUAAGUUGAGUUUGGAUUUACGGAACUGUUGUUUUCUUAUUGUCCCUUAACUUGUCCCCAAAACUCUGAAUUUGUUACAUUUUACUUCUUCACUUUCAUUUCUGUUCUUCUUUACACACCUUAUAGAGUAUUCACUGCACAAAAAGAUGCUUUUAUUCUUACUCUGACUCUGUCAUUGACCCAUGCCAAACACUUGCUGUGUGGUUGAAUGUUUGUGAGCCAUAUUCUUGUUUUUGAGGCCAGUAAAGAAAAGCCAUCUUUCAACCAACAUCUGUCCUCACAAAUGCACUCUGAUUUUCUUUUAAACAGCACUCAAAGUUCUUCCCAAAGUUUUGCAGGGAGGAGAUUUGGGUGCACUGUUACAAAAUCAGGGUGUUAGCAUGUUUUUAAGAUUUAGAUGUGUACGGCAUUUUGACAUAAAAACAAAGUUUUAGCACUAUUGGUUCCUCUGUUCUAUUCUGAUGGUUGCCUGUUACUUUUUAAUAAUGUUUCAACUGAAUUCUGUAUCAUCCUGAAAAUCAUUAAAAGGAGAAUUUGUACUGAGGAAAGCAAAGGUGGGUUUUUAAUGUGGUCAAAUGGAAAGACAUGAUUGAGUGCAAGUUUUGGCCUGCCUGGCUU
Molecule: messenger RNA, 7257 nt
Organism: Morone saxatilis (striped sea-bass)
Lineage: Eukaryota; Metazoa; Chordata; Actinopteri; Moronidae
Product: caskin-2-like
Exons: 21
Coding region: 445-4917 (1490 amino acids)
Molecular function (GO): protein binding
Source: RefSeq, a predicted model, not a curated record